Molecule: messenger RNA, 1416 nt
Organism: Brienomyrus brachyistius
Lineage: Eukaryota; Metazoa; Chordata; Actinopteri; Osteoglossiformes; Mormyridae
Product: cytohesin-interacting protein-like
Exons: 8
Coding region: 26-1105 (359 amino acids)
Molecular function (GO): protein binding
Source: RefSeq, a predicted model, not a curated record
UCAAACGCAGGUUCACAACAAUCACAUGAUCUGCACUUCCGCUUCGACUGCUUCAUCCCCUCUUGUGAGACGAGACGCAGCCUUACAAGUCAGACAGCACUCCACUGUGACUCUCACAGCUUCCCCGGUCGCCGAAAUGAACUUCAGGCAAUCGCUGACGAACAUCAACAACGCUAAUCUGGAAGGUUCCAUGAGGAUAAAGCCCCAACCAUGGCUACGGCGAUCUCUAAGAAGCAUGAGAAGACACCCCAGCAAAGAGAUGACAGCAGCCGACUCGCUGCUGUGCAGGGGGACAAAACAGGUAAAUCCCUCUCGAUCAUAUGGUUUUUUGGACUACGCCGACUCUAACAGAAAAUGUGUUACAUUGGAAAAGCAAGAAAAUGAAGUAUUUGGGUUUGAAGUUCAGACUUACGGGUUGCAACAGAGGAACAGGACUGCAGUGGAGAUGUGUACAUAUGUGUUUAAGGUACAGGAAGAGAGCCCAGCCCAAAAAGCAGGCAUGAUCACAGGUGAUGUUAUCGUUGCAGUAAACGGAGUCAACACAGAGGGCGCCAGUCAUCAGCUCAUUGUCAAACUGAUCCAGGAGUCCAGCCAUGUUUUAAGGAUGGAGAUGGUGAGCGGGACAGUCAUGAAGAAGAUCGAACUGGAGAUGAAGUUGAGAUCUCUGAAGCAAAGCUUGCGUGAGAAAUGGGCGGAGCUGCAGGAACUGACAUUACAGGAGCUACGCUUUGCUGAGGCCAAUCAGAGCGAGUGCUCUUCCUACCCAUCUAUUGACUCCCCCAUGUCCCUGGCAUCCCCCGUGGAGCUGGACAGCUGUCGCUUAUCCAGCGUCAGCAGUUGCUGGAGUAUGAUGACGGAGGACGGCGAGGAAGCCGGUCAGGUGACUUCAGACUUUGUGGAACGGAACUCCCAGAAGGGGCGCCGGAUGAGUAUUGAAAGCCAGGUCAGCAGCAGUGGCUCAUUAUCACCCUCCCUGAACCUCCUGGGGGUCACCAUGCUCUUCGGAACUGUGCCCAGGCGAGCCAAAGCCGACCACGUUCGCAAACGAAUCUCAAAGCUGAUUCCGGGACUCUCAAACUCACUGGAGGGGCGGGAGAACAGCUGAAUAACACCUCGACCUGUUGCUGCCUAUGUCUCAGCGUUAUUUAUUAUUCCGUUUCCCUGGUGACUCAUUUAUCCAAAACGGACUUACAGUUGUAGUGAGCUAUACAGUGGGUUAUUUCACAGAAAGUAGUUCAGGUUGAGUGCUUGUUGGUACAAAGACACACGCAUCCCCGAAAGGACUCUGGCUAGUCAAAGCUGCGCACAUGAGAGCAUUAUAAAACAACAGAUACUUAAUCUAACUUAACUUGCAUCUAAUUUAAGUAUAAAAUGUGUACGUUUUAAUAAAGAUGUUUUAUUUUAUGUGCCAUUUGA